AUGUUUCGUUUGCAUUUUCUGCUUCUAUUUCGUUAUUUCCUCCUUUCUUAUUUUCUUUUUUUACUUCCACAUAUCUUUUUUAUUUUUCGUAUAUAUUUUCUUUCUUUCCUUCUUUAUUUUUCCUGUCUUUCUUUCUUUCCUCUACAUAUCUUUCAUCUUUCUAUUUUUAAAAUCAAUCCCACACUUACAUUUUCUUCUUUAUUUCUUUUUUCUUUCUUCUACAUAUCUUUCAUCGUUUUCGUUUUAAUAUCAGUCUUUCAUUUUCAUUUUCUUUUAUCUUUCUUUCUUGUUUACUUUCAUUCUUUCUUUAACUAUCAGUCUUUCAUUUUCAUUUUCUUUUAUCUUUCUUUCUUGUUUUCUUUCAUUCUUUCUUUCUUCCUUUCUUUCUUUCUUUCUUUCUUUUUUUCUUUCCUCUACAUAUCUUUCAUCUUUCUAUUUUUACUAACAAUGUCUCUUUCUUUCUUUUUUCCUUUCUUUCUUUCUUUCUUUCUUUCUUUCUUUCUUUCUUUCUUUCCUCUACAUAUCUUUCAUCUUUCUAAAAAAAAAAUCAAAACCUUACAUUUUUUUAUUUUUUUUUUUUUUUUUCUUCUAUUUUAUAUUUUUCAUCAUAAUUUUUCUUUCUUCCUUUCUUUUUUUUUUUCUUUCUUUCUUUCUUUCUUUUUUUUUCUACAUAUCUUUCAUCUUUCUAUUUUUACUAACAAUGUCUUUUUCUUUCUUUUUUCCUUUCUUUCUUUCUUUCUUUCUUUCCUCUACAUAUUUUUCAUCUUUCUAUUUUUAUUAUCAAUAUCUCAUUUGCAUUUUCUUCUUUCUUUCUUUCUUUCUUUCUUUCUUUUUUAUUUUUCACAUUUUUACAUCAUUUUCUUUUUUAAUAUCAUUCUUUCAUUUAAAUUUUUCUUUUUUAAUUUCUUGCUUUCAUUUUUUUUUUUUUUUUCUUUUUUCUUGAUUUCCUUCUGUAUAUCUUUCAUCUUUCUUUCAUUUUAUUAUCAAUGUCUCGUUUAA
Molecule: messenger RNA, 999 nt
Organism: Acanthosepion pharaonis
Lineage: Eukaryota; Metazoa; Mollusca; Cephalopoda; Sepiida; Sepiidae
Source: the annotation of a GenBank genome assembly